AGGCCACAAGGCUCUACAGGCAGCUACGAGGCUCGAGGCGCAGCGAUGGCGUUCCGUAGCUCGCGCCGCCUUGUGCAGGUCGCCAUCGCCGCUCGUUGCGGUCCGGAAAGGGCGUUUCGACUCCGUCCCUCUGCCGCCGCACCUAGUGAAGGCCGGCUCACAGCAACCGUCGAUUUCGCAGAUAAAGCCGUAGAUUCACCUUUUCCGUCGUUUUCAUCGCCCGUUACUGACACGUGUCUGCCACAAGCCUGCCGCUUUCCCAGCGGUAGCACACAUACCAGCGCGCCGAGCCGUCCAGGUGUCACGCCCGCGCUUUUCGGACUAUCCGGGUCCCCACUUCCCCCAUUCGCCGCUCAACCGCUUCGCAUCGACCUCACCAAUACCGCUCCGCCAGCUGUCGCUCCAUCCGCAGUCUCGGUGAUCCCAUGGCGGUGGCUCUCCCACUCCCACCGACGAACGGACAAGCUUCACAAGAAGCACGCAAAGGCCGAUAAGAACAGGGAAGAAGAGGGGGAGGAGGAAGAGGAGGAGAGGGACAGGGGAUCAAAGGCAGGAGGCAAGAAGAAAGGGAAGGACAGGACGGAAGCUUCUGGGAAGACGGGGAGUGGAAAGAAAGGCAGGGCGGGAGGGGCGAGAGAGGAGGAGGGGGAGGGGAGGGGGGAGGAGAGGAGGCAGUGCAGGGGGCGGUAGAUCUGGUGAAGGUGCAUGUGGAUGAGGCCAAGGAGGCGCUGAUUAAAGAGCUCGCCAAGAUAAGGACGGGCCGCGCCGCCCCUGGCCUGCUAGACCACGUGCACAUAGAGGCCUAUGGCCGCCCCUCGCCUCUGUCACGAGUGGCCACAGUCACAGUCAAGGACCCCCAGCUGCUCUCAGUCACCCUCCACGACGCCUCUCUGCUAGGAGCGGCAAUGAAGGGCCUGCAGGAGUCGCCCAUGGGGCUGAACCCAUCGCACACCUCACACACAGUCAUCCUCGUCCCCAUUCCCAGGCUGACCACCGAAGUGAGAGAGGCAAUGUUCAAGUUGGCCCAGAAGGCUGCAGAGUCUGCGAGGGUCAGCCUUAGACGAGCAAGGAAAGAGGGAAUGGACGCAAUAAAGAGAGCAGCCGAUGUGAUCCCUGAGGAUGAGCGCAAGCGAGCAGAGAAGAAGGUGGAGGAGGCAGUGGCUGCAGCAAAGAAGCAGCUGGACGCGAUUUGCGAGGCCAAGGAGAAGGAGCUCAAAGGGUAGGGGGCAUCCUGCAAUGAUUAGAUGCCAUGCCAUGCCAAUCAGGGUAUCCCUGCUGUGCAAAUGAGGGCAUGGGUCUCGAACCAUUCAUUGAUCAAGCCCUGCUCAGCAGAUAUCAGGGUAAUGCGACUGGUAACGGGAGAAAAGGCUUAAAGGGUAGGGGGCAUUCUGCUAUGACUAGAUACAACACCAUGCGAAUGAGGACUGGGUAUCCCUGCUGUGCGAAUCAGGGUAUGGGUCUCAACCCACCCAUUGAUCAAGCCCUGCACGGGGGAUGUAUCAGGGUAAUGCGGCCGGUAAUGCUGCUGCAGUGCAACAGAGAGCUUUCUCAAGGUAACACGUUGACUAAGACGGUAGUUUUGUGCCAGGUGUUGUACUCACUAUGGCAUGCACCUAUCUAGCCUA
Closterium sp. NIES-67 is the source of this 1625-nucleotide messenger RNA. The record is from the annotation of a GenBank genome assembly. NCBI's taxonomy places the organism in Eukaryota, Viridiplantae, Streptophyta, Zygnematophyceae, Desmidiales, Closteriaceae.